Messenger RNA from Hydatigera taeniaeformis, 366 nucleotides. The record is from the annotation of a GenBank genome assembly. Lineage: Eukaryota; Metazoa; Platyhelminthes; Cestoda; Cyclophyllidea; Taeniidae.
AGGCUGAAGUACACGGACGCCGUAUACGAUGCCUGUAUGGAGGCUUUCGAUUGUCUUCCGUUAGCUGCUCUCAUAAAUCAACAAUUUCUCUGUGUGCAUGGAGGUCUCUCACCGGAAAUCCACUCUCUCAGCGACAUUAAAAAGAUGGAUCGCUAUCGAGAGCCACCGACCCACGGUCCAAUGUGUGAUAUCCUGUGGUCAGACCCGACAGAGGACUUUGGACAGGAGCGUAACAACAGCCACUUCUCACAGAACUCUGUCCGUGGAUGCUCCUUCUUCUAUUCCUAUGCUGCUGUAUGCGCCUUCCUUCAGGCCAACAACCUCCUCUGUCUCAUCCGUGCCCAUGAAGCACAAGACGCUGGGUAA